AAACAAAGGAGCUCCUGUACGUCUAGGGCAAAAUAGCUCAAGCCCAAAAAUGUCCGUCCCUAAUCUAAAGCAAAGAGCCGCAGCCCCCAAUCGACAGAGUCACAGAGACGACAUCCGUUCCGACGCAUAGAGACUGAAUCGCCGCUCCACGCUCGCUCGCUACAGUGCUCCGCCGUCUGGUGCUCACCGUCUGCUUCUUCUCUCCAGCCUUGACGACUCCAAUCUGCUUCUGCUCGUCCACGCUGGCUGCUCGUCUGCUAUGCCAAGGACCAUCUUCUCCUGGAAAGGAUAUUGAUGUGUUCUUAAGGCCUUUGAUUGAUGAGUUACAAGAAUUGUGGUCUGAAGGGAUUGUUGUACAUGAUGGAGCUACAAACACUAGGUUUCAAAUGCGCGCUGCUCUACUCAUGACUAUCAGUGACUUUCCUGCUCGUAGUAGUUUGUCCGGUUGGAGUGGACAAGGAUAUUAUGCGUGCCCUACAUGCAAUGUUGAUACUCCUUCCAUGCGUAUCACAAGUAAAACAUGUUAUGUUGGGCAUCGAUCGUGGCUACCAAUUGACCAUGUAUUGAGGAAGAAUAAAAAGUUCAAUGGGCGCAUUGAGAAAAGCACUCCUCCAAAACGAAAAUCCACUCAGGAUAUAUUGGAGCAGUUACGAAAUGUUCCUACAAGGGCUCCCGGAAAGCAUGAAGAUUAUGGUGGGAAGAAGCGCAAACGUAAACGAAGACCACAUGAGUCGAACUGGACCAAGAAAAGCAUCUUCUGGGAAUUGCCUUAUUGGUCUUCUUUGUCAUUGCGUCAUAACUUAGAUGUUAUGCAUAUAGAGAAAAAUGUUUGUGAAAGCUUACUAGGUACAAUCUUGAGCAUUGAUCGAAAGAGCAAGGACACGGAUAAAGCAAGACUUGAUAUGGCGAAUUUGGGAGUUCGAGAAGAGUUACACUUGUUUAAAGAUGGUGACCAGUUAAUGAAACCACAUGCAGCAUACACGUUGAGCCCCAUCGAUUGUACAAAAUUCUGUGAGUUCUUAAAACAUGUGCGGUUUCCGGACGGCUUUGCUUCAAACUUGGGGAAGAAUGUGAUAGGUGGGAAUAGUAAGAUUUCAGGUCUUAAAUCACACGAUUGUCAUGUUAUUAUGCAGCGGUUAUUGCCUAUUGGUAUUCGACCGUUCAUGAAGAAAGAGAUAGUUGACGCUAUCACUGAGUUGUGCAAUUUCUUUCAGUUGAUAUGUUCAAGGAAACUGAAGGUGAGUGAUUUGAAACACGCUCAGAAAGACAUUGUUGUUAUAUUGUGCAAAUUAGAGACAAUAUUUCCACCUGCUUUCUUUGAUAUCAUGGUCCAUGCUGUGAUGCACUUACCGGAGGAAGCCAUUCGAGGAGGGCCUGUUCAUCUAAGAUGGAUGUAUGCGAUUGAACGAUUUCUUGGCUCUUUGAAGAAGUAUGUUAGGAAUCGUGCACAUCCAGAAGGAUCUAUUGCAGAGGCUUACAUUGCGAAUGAAGCAUUGACAUUCUGCUCAAUGUAUUUAAGUGACAUUGAGACAAGAUUCAACAGAUUGGAGAGGAAUUGGAUUGAUAGUGAUGUUCACAAUGCAGGAAGUUUGUCUAUCUUCCAAUCUCGAUGUCGUCCAAUUGGAAAAAUGUCUCCAAUAACUUUGGACUACAAUAUGCGGAAUAAAGCAGAGUGGUACAUCUUACAAAAUUGCUCGGAAGUCCAACGAUAUAUUGAUGAACACAAAGAAAUGAUCAGCCAGCGAAAUGCCAUUGGUUCUUUGGAUGAAGUUCAACUUAGGGAGUUUCCCAUUUGGUUUCAAAGAAAGAUGUUUGAGCUCCAAGAAUGUUCAACAUUGGAAGUGAACAAACAAUUGGUUUAUCUUGAUUUUCGCUCAAGCCCAACCUUCAAAAGUUAUCCUGGAUGCAUAGUUAAUGGAGUUAAGUUUUUGACUCAACGUCGAGAUAUGAACCGAUCUACUCAAAACAGUGGAGUUUCUGUGAGGGGGUCAGAUGAUCAAGUCUUUUAUGGACAAUUAGAGGACAUUUAUGAAUUGUCUUAUGGAGGCAACAACUCUAUUGUUCUCUUCAAAUGUAAAUGGUACAACACAAGCUUAGACCGACGUGGGCAACGAAGGGGAAUCAAAGAGUAUAAAAAUAAGAUGAGCAUAUGUAUCAAGGAUGUUUGGUAUGAAAAUGAGCCUUUUAUUCUUGCAUCUCAAGCAGAGCAAGUGUUUUAUGUUGAGGACCUUUACAAUGGUCCACAAUGGAGAGUUAUUGAGCAUUUUGGGCAUAGACACAUUUGGGACCUCCCCCCAAAUCAAGAAGAUGAUAUGUGUGUUGUCCAAGAUGUUAAAUCUUCUGGAGUUGAAUUGAUUGUUGAACUACCAAACUUAGACUCUAUGUUAUGUAAUGAAUCAAGUGUUUCUCCAAAUGUUGUUUCAUCUGAUGUGAGAGUUUUGUAUGAGAAAAUGCAAGAUGGUUCUCUUAACAAUGAAGAAGAUGAAGCUCCAGAUGAUUAUAAUGAAGAGAGUGAAAGUGAGUCUCUAAGUUGUGGUAGUGGUGAUGAUGCUGACGAUGGCAACAAUUAUGAUGAUGAUGAUGAGAGCCUGACAUAUAUUAGUAGUGAUGAUGAUUCUAUAUGAUAUGUACUUUACUUAUUAUUUGCAUGUACGGUAUUUAUUUAGAUGUUUUUGUGGACAAAUGACUUGAUCCUAUACUUUUGUGUUGAAGACUUGGAUGUUUUAACUUUUUUAUUUCCUCCAGUGGUAGUAUGGUAUAGAAUUGAACGUAAAUUGUAUUUUUUAUACAUAUGCGCAUAUAUAGGUGUAUUUCAUGGCAGGAUCCGUAGCUACAUGUGCGGGUUCAAGUGGAGGAGCACAACCUCCACCAGGUCCUGGUAGAAGAUUACCCCGUUCGUGUGAGUCAGCAUCAGAAACACGUAGAAGUGAGAAAGCAAAGCGAAAAGGGAGAGGAUUAGCGAAGGGAAACAACAUCAUAAAUGAUGUAGCUAAACACGGAAAGAUCAAGAUUAGUUUUGAUUCACUAAGGAAAACAUGGAAAGCAGUAGGGCCGAAAGCUUUUUGGUGGUCAAGUGCAAUUGGGAUACACACACGAGACUGUUGCGAGCCAUUCCACGAUAGGUGGGAUGAUGUUCCUGCUUGUCAAAAAGCAAUGAUCCGCCAGCGGAUGCUGGAUUGGUUUGAGUUUGAGAAUGAGCGUGAAUUUGAUGAAGUGCUGAAUCGUGAUGCUCGAGAGUCUUACAAUGAUUGGAAAAGUGAUUUAUCUGUGUACUUUAAGAACAAUGGAGGUAUGCAAGCUAAGAAACCUGUAAAUGUACGGAGUGAUGACCAUUGGCAGAGGUGUUGUGAGAGAUUCAAUUCAACAAAGUUCAAGGAGAUCUCUGGAAAAAAUUUACAAAAUAGAGAAGCAAGUGAUGAUAAAAGUGGGCAUGGAAGAAAAUCAUAUGCCCAGUACAUGCACGAAAAAGAUAAUCUGAUAACUGGUGAGCAGUCUUCGGCUCUUGAGAAUUGGAAGGAUCAACGCUUGACUCGUAGUGGUGAAUGGAGGACUAAAGAAGCACAUGACAAAUAUGUCAGAAUGAGCGAGGAGUACUAGACACAAUUAGAACAAGCAGGGUCAUCUUCAUCAAUAAAUGAAAUUGAGAUCAUGAACCGAAACUUGAAGAAUCAUCGAGGACGACAAAGUGGAGUAGGUCCUACACUGUCAAAGGGUGCAUCUCGUCGCUUGGAAGAUGGUGCUACUUCCACAUUGCAAGAUCACCGUGAUGCUCAGAUAAGUGAAUUGCGGGCAAAUCAAGAAUUGAUACUCAGUGCUCUACGACAUUUUAUUCCCGGCUUUCAGUUGCCUUCACACGCCUCUGGAAGAGACGUUCCUUCGAUGUCCAGUGCGAAUCAACCUGAUGAGAGCCACAAUGAUGAUGAUGAUCAGAAUUAGUGAUAGCAUGUUCAAUAUGCGUUCUAAUUUGUUAUGGUGGAUGAGUUUAUGUUUGUUUAAAUUAUGACUUUGUUUGACAAGAAUUACUUUAAUUUUGACAUUAAUUUAAUAGUAUUAGACAUUUAACGAAUUGAUAUGUUGGGAA
Cuscuta epithymum is the source of this 4081-nucleotide messenger RNA. Lineage: Eukaryota; Viridiplantae; Streptophyta; Magnoliopsida; Solanales; Convolvulaceae. The record is from the annotation of a GenBank genome assembly.